AUGUCCUUGUUCCCGUCGUUCCUGCGUGCGACGGCGCGCCUACGGGAGCCCUUCACCAAUUUCCUCACAUCGCUCCCGUCCCCACCGCUGGCGCUCGUCUCCGACUUCUUCCUCGGCUUCACGCACCACGUGGCCACGGACGCCGGCGUUCGCCACGUUGUGUUCCACGGGAUGUCCUGCUUCUCCAUGGCCAUCUGCAAGGCACUCAUCACUCGCCCAUUGGCGGCGGCCAGUAGCGUCGACCUCAGCGCUCCGUUCCACGUGCACGGCAUGCCGGAGCACGUGGCGAUCACGGCAGAUGAGAUCCCCGACGCAGUGGAGAAGCUUGCAGACUUGGAGGACCCCGUGACCCGCUUCUUCAUCGAUGAAAUCGGCUACUCGGACGUGCUCAGCUGGGGCAUCCUGGUCAACAUUGUCACGGCGCUGGACGAGGACUAUGUUGCGCCACUCGAGUCAUUCUGGCUCGCCGGCCCGCUAUUCCUCACGGCCAGCGACAUGUCGGAGCUCGAGGAAGAGGAAGAAGACCCCAAGGGCUGCCUUUCCUAG
Molecule: messenger RNA, 546 nt
Organism: Miscanthus lutarioriparius
Lineage: Eukaryota; Viridiplantae; Streptophyta; Magnoliopsida; Poales; Poaceae
Source: the annotation of a GenBank genome assembly